Molecule: messenger RNA, 891 nt
Organism: Eremothecium gossypii ATCC 10895
Lineage: Eukaryota; Fungi; Ascomycota; Saccharomycetes; Saccharomycetales; Saccharomycetaceae
Gene: PET123
Product: mitochondrial 37S ribosomal protein PET123
Exons: 1
Coding region: 1-891 (296 amino acids)
Source: RefSeq, marked provisional
AUGGGCAAGGUAAUUGCCAAGUUUGGCUUCAAAAGCGGUAUCCUCCCCAAGCCAAGGCCAAUCCUAAAGCACCCCACAGUUAACAUGACAGCAAAGGUGCAGGAGGCGCUAGCCCCCAAGCCCAAGGGCCCCAGCGGCGUUGGCUAUGCAGACAAUAUUGCGCACCCGGCCGGGUCCCGCAGGGAGCCGGAACCCGUGAAAUUCAUCGACGUUGAGCAGAUGAUCAAGGCCACCGUGCCGGAGCCGCAGCAGGCGCGCCAGCCGGCGAGCGAGCAGCAGGCCGCCAAGAACCGCAUUGCGGCGAUGCGCCGUGAAUACCUGUCGGAUGCCUUCCGCGCAGAGGAGCGCCGCUUGUUGCGGCAGGAAGAGCUGCUGCGGCAGCGCCAGCAGCUGCUCGAGGAAGAGAGCCAGCGCCAGCUCGCCGAGGCCACCCGCGAGCGCGCUAGCGACCUCACCAUCCCCACGCUUGAGGAGCUCGUCAACGAGCCGCUCAUGCGCCAGCGCACGCCCGAGGAGCAGAAGCUCGUCGACAUGAAGCGCAAGCACAACCGCGAGGUCCUCGCGCUCCGCAUACAGGAGCGCCGCAUGGCCCAGCUCGUCUCGCUCUACCACGCCGCCGAGGAGUACAUCGUCACCGAGCCUCAGCUGCUGCGCCACAUCGACGAGGUCUUCUCCUCCGAAAACGCGCAUACGCUCAAGAACCGCCCGCUCGUCAGCGCCUCCGGCCGCGAGAACGAAAACGAGCGCGCCGUGCUGGACACCCUGUUCGGCACCGUCGCUGCAGGCCGCUUCGACGGCCUCCCCGCCGUCCGCGACUUCCUCGCCGGCGAGCAGCGUGCUGCCGCCAGCGCUCCGGCCCCGGACUCUGCCAGCCAGCCUCCUGUAAAUUAA